AUGCCACUUAAUUUUCUUAUAUUACCGGCACUUAUUACAUUCGAUAUUAGGGACGAUGGCGUCGAAGGCCUUGAAGCACAGUAUUUAGCGAAUGCAUUAAAAAAUAAUACGACGCUUACCAUAUUAAACCUCUAUGCGAAUAAUAUCGGAGAUAUCGGAACACAUCAUCUUGUCGAUGCAUUACAAACUAAUAGGACACUUACCAUAUUAAACCUCGGCUUCAAUAAAAUCGGCGCGGUUGGUGCACAACAUUUAGCAGAUGCUUUACAAAAUAAUGCGACGCUUACCGAAUUGAAUCUUUACCGCAAUGAAAUUGGAGCCGUUGGAGCACAGCAUCUAGCAGAUGCAUUACGAAAUAAUACCACACUUACUACAUUAAAUCUUGAGUGGAAUCAAAUCGCAGAUAUUGGAGCACAACAUCUUGCGAAUGCAUUACAUAAUAAUACGACGCUUACCACAUUGGAUCUCGGACCCAAUCAAAUCGGAGCUAUUGGUGCACAACAUCUGGCGGAUGCAUUACAAAAUAAUACGGCACUUUUCAAACUAAAUCUCUCCUACAAUCAACUUGGAGCUUUUGGAGCACAGCAACUGGCUGAUGCAUUACAAAAUAAUACGACACUUACCACAUUAAAUCUCUGCUCGGAUAGUAUCGGAGAUAUUGGUGCACAGCAUCUGGCGGAUGCGUUACGAAAGAAUAUGACCCUUACCGUAUUAGAUCUCACUUACAAUCAAAUCGGAGCUAUUGGCGCACAACAUCUGGCAGAUGCAUUAGAAAAUAAUACGACACUUAGCGAGUUGAAGCUCUCCAACAAUCAAAUUGAAACUGUUGGAGCACAACAUCUAGCAGAUGCAUUACGAACUAAUAUGACACUUACCACAUUAGAUCUCGGCCUCAAUAGAAUCGAAGCUAUUAGUGCACAGCAUUUGGCAGAUGCAUUACAAAAUAAUACGACGCUUAACGCAUUAUAUCUCCGCCAGAAUCGAAUCGAAGCUCUUGGAGCACAGCAUCUGGCUGAUGCAUUACGAAAUAAUACGACGCUUACCACAUUAGAUCUUAACAAUAAUCAAAUAGGAGACAUUGGAGCACAGCAUCUAGCAGAUGCAUUACAAACUAAUACAACAGUUACUACAUUGAAUCUUGGUUACAAUCAAACCACAGAUAUUGGAACACAAUAUCUAACAGAUGCAUUACGAACUAAUAUGACACUUACCACAUUAGAUCUCGAGCAAAAUCAAAUCGGAGCUGUUGGUGCACAGCAUCUGGCGGAUGCAUUACGAACUAAUACGACGCUUACCGUAUUAAAUCUCCGUAACAAUCGAAUCGGAGCUGUUGGAGCACAGCAUCUAGCUGAUGCAUUACGAACUAAUACAACACUUACUACAUUAAAUUUGUAUUCAGAUGAUAUCGGAGCUGUUGGAACACAGUAUCUGGCGAAUGCAUUACGAACUAAUACAACUCUUACCACAUUACUUAUCGGCAACAAUGGAAUCGAUGAUGAUGGUGCACAGGAUCUGCUGGAUGCAUUACAAAAUAAUACGGUAACUAUCAUUUUAUUGCUUAUCUAG
Molecule: messenger RNA, 1566 nt
Organism: Adineta steineri
Lineage: Eukaryota; Metazoa; Rotifera; Eurotatoria; Adinetida; Adinetidae
Source: the annotation of a GenBank genome assembly